Salvia miltiorrhiza (redroot sage) is the source of this 1301-nucleotide messenger RNA. Its product is annotated as expansin-A4-like. Gene Ontology annotation, biological process: plant-type cell wall organization. The record is from RefSeq and is a predicted model, not a curated record. The transcript is spliced from 3 exons. Lineage: Eukaryota; Viridiplantae; Streptophyta; Magnoliopsida; Lamiales; Lamiaceae. The coding region runs from base 230 to 991 and encodes 253 amino acids. Gene Ontology annotation, cellular component: extracellular region.
GUGGCCGGCUGUUAGCACCAUCUUGUCUCCCUGCCACCUUUCCCCUUUUCUUCUAACAUUUUGUUUUAUUUUCAAAAAACAUUAGUAUAUUAAAAUCAGUGGGGUUUUUUUUUUUCUUUCUUUCUAUAAAUACUUCCUACUUUGUCCCUUUAUCCUCACUUUAACGAGCCUCCAUCUCUCUUAAAACCGCAAGACUUUUCCUAUCAAACAAACAUAUAUCUGUGAAAAAAUGGUUGCUAACUUAGUUUCUCUUGCUACUAUUUCUCUCUUCGCUCUACACAUUCUUGGAUUGAAUGUUGCUAUGGCUGAUUAUGGAGGGUGGCAAAACGCUCAUGCCACCUUCUACGGCGGUGGCGAUGCUGCCGGCACAAUGGGAGGGGCGUGUGGAUAUGGCAACAUGUACAGCCAAGGCUACGGCACCAACACCGCCGCAUUGAGCACGGCUCUCUUCAACAACGGGCUGACGUGCGGGGCGUGCUACGAAAUGCGGUGCACGGGCGAGCGCCGGUGGUGCUUGCCGGGCACCGUCACGGUCACCGCCACCAACUUCUGCCCUCCCAACUUCGCCCUGCCUAACAACAACGGCGGCUGGUGCAACCCGCCUCUCCAACAUUUCGACAUGGCGCAGCCCGCCUUCCUCCAAAUCGCUCAGUACCACGCCGGCAUCGUCCCCGUCGUCUUCCGAAGGGUGGCCUGUGUGAAGAAAGGCGGAAUUAGGUUCACCAUCAACGGCCACGCAUACUUCAACCUGGUUCUAAUCAGCAACGUCGCGGGUGCAGGGGACGUCCAUGCGCUGUCAAUCAAAGGGUCCAAAAGCGGCUGGCAAACCAUGUCCAGAAAUUGGGGUCAAAAUUGGCAGGGCAAUUCCUAUCUCAACGGCCAAGCUCUCUCUUUCCGCGUCACCACCAGUGACGGCAGAACUCUCACCGCAUACAACGUGGCGCCAGCUAAUUGGCAGUUCGGCCAGACCUUCCAAGGCGGUCAAUUUUAAAAACAGUUGAUACAUUCGUAUAAAUCUACGGUCUAUCGUAUUUUCAUUUAGCGGGAAAAUUAAUAGGAUUAUAAAUCGACGACAGAAAUUGAUGAUAUGUAUGUAUUUGGUGAAUAUUAUGUAUGUGAGGAGCUUUACGAGAGAUCUGAUUGGUAGGUAAAGAGAGGGAUAUUUCAUGAUCGAUCUCAUUAGUUCAAGCAGAGGUAGCUUAUUAUUACCCGCUUGGCCUUAUUUGCGUCUGUCUUUUUUAAAGGGAUGCUGCCAUUUUGUUCCUACUAUUAUUGAUAUAUAAAUUGAAAUGCUUCAUUAA